This is a messenger RNA of Triticum turgidum subsp. durum (durum wheat), 531 nucleotides long. The record is from the annotation of a GenBank genome assembly. NCBI's taxonomy places the organism in Eukaryota, Viridiplantae, Streptophyta, Magnoliopsida, Poales, Poaceae.
AUGUGCCCAGUGAAGCUGUUAUUGCUGGUGUUGAGCGCGAUAAGAUUCUUCAUCACCUUCCAUGUGGCUGAUGGAAAUUCUGAGCCGAACUGGUUGCUUGAGAUGUUGAGUACCUGCAGAGGCCGGUCAGUGGUAACCAAGGACGGAAGCUCGGGCAGUGGUCCGUUGAGCCGGCUGAAGCUGACAUCGAGGACGAUGAUGCUUCUGGAGAACAUGAGCUCCGCCGGAAGACCACCGGAGAGCGAGUUGUGCGAGAGGUUGACGCGCAGCAGGCUGGUGAGGUUGGUGAGGAACGGAGAGAUGGGCCCUUCAAGUCCUUUAGACUCCAGGGAGACCCCAGUGACGGCCCCAUCUCCAUUGCAGGAGAUGCCUUCCCACUCGCAGCAGUCCGUGCCGUUAUUACGCCAAGACGUGGCGAGGCCACCAUCACUCGACAGCCCGGCAAGGAACUGGAGGAGGUUGCGCUUCUCCUGCUCGGUGCAUGCAUUGGCGGGAGAGGCUACGAAGAGCAGCAGGAACAGCUGCAAGUAA